GGCGGGCGCCGGGAGGGGCCGGACCGGGUAGGGCCGGGAGGGCGGCGGCGGCGGCGGCGGAGCGGGCAGCAUGGGUCCUCGCCGCCGGCUUCGCUGAGACGCGCUCGCGUGGGCUGCCCGCCCGGGCCGCUGUGGUCGCGGCGGCAUGAAGGGCGCUCUCGGGAGCCCAGUGGCCGCCGCCGGCGCCGUGAUGCAGGAGAGUUUCGGCUGCGUGGUGGCCAACCGCUUCCAUCAGCUGCUGGACGACGAGUCGGACCCGUUCGACAUCCUGCGCGAGGCCGAGCGCCGGCGCCAGCAGCAGCUGCAGCGCAAGAGGCGCGACGAGGUGGCGGCGGCCGGGGCUGGUCCCCGCGGAGGCAGGAGCCCGGCCGGGCCCUCGGGCCACCGAGCCGGCGCGGGCCGGAGGGAGUCGCAGAAGGAGCGCAAGACCCUCCCGGCGCCCGGCGCGCAGGGGCCCGACAGCCCCGGGGGUGGCCUGCGGUCGCCGGGCCAGAAGCGGACCCCUAGAAGAGGGGAGCAGCCAGGAUGGAAUGACAGCCGUGGGCCCGAGGGGACGCUUGAAAGAGCCGAGCGGAGACCCUACAGGGAAUACCGACCCUAUGAGACUGAGAGGCCGGGGGACUUCACAGCUGAGAAGUUUGCGGAUGAAAAACCAGGUGAUAGGUUUGAUCGAGACAGACCGCUGAGAGGACGUGGAGGCCCGAGAGGGGGUAUUCGCGGCCGAGGCAGAGGUGGCCCUGGGAACAGAGUUUUUGAUGCUUUUGACCAGAGAGGGAAGCGAGAAUUUGAAAGAUACGGUGGGAAUGACAAAAUAACAGUCAGAACCGAAGACAACAUGGGUGGCUGUGGAGUUCGCACCUGGGGAUCAGGUAAAGAUACCAGUGACGUGGAGCCAACUGCACCGAUAGAGGAACCGACAGUGGUGGAGGAGACCAAGGGCACCCCAGAAGAGGAGUCUCCAGCCAAUGUUCCUGAGUUGGAGGUAGAAGAAGAAACUCAAGUUCAAGAGAUGACUUUAGAUGAGUGGAAAAAUCUUCAAGAACAGACCAGACCAAAGCCUGAGUUUAACAUCCGGAAACCAGAAUCCACUGUGCCUUCCAAAGCAGUGGUGAUUCACAAGUCAAAAUACAGAGAUGAUAUGGUGAAAGAUGGCUGUGAGGAUGAUUCCCAUGUGUGCCGGAAAGCUGCCAACGACAUCACAUCCCAGCUGGAGAUUAAUUUCGGUAACCUCCCUCGUCCUGGGCGUGGAGCCAGAGGAGGCAGCCGGGGAGGCCGGGGAAGGAUCCGGAGAGCAGAGAACUAUAGGCCCAAAGCAGAAGUGGCGAUGAAAGAUGUUGCCCCCAACCCAGAUGACCCUGAAGACUUCCCUGCACUGUCUUGAAAGAGCGCUACUUCCCGGCACCAGGGAGCUGCACCACACACCCAUGGAGAGACUCUUGCUGCUGCGGGAAGACACUCAGACUCUAGGAACAAUAGAUGUUGCUUUUCCCAUAUCGUAUGAAUUCAUUGCACUUUUUCAGGCUGCGCUGUUAGACAGAGGGGCUUCUUCAGAGGCUCGAGAGCAGGCCCUUUCUGUUAGGGUGAGCCUGGCCCUUUCCCAAGGAGGCCAAGAAUGGCGAUUGUGUUUCUAUCGAAGGAAUUUGAAAUGACGUUCAGGAAUAAUGUUUAAAAUGUGUACAGAGAGAUUGUGUGGACUCUCCUCCACAGAAGCUUGGAGGGAAAGGGGGGUGAAAUAGACUCCGCUGAGGCUCGCAGGAAGCUGUCCAUUUCCGGAGGCUGUGCCUUUAGCAUUAGAGGUGCAUAGACCUGGAACUGUUCAUGUAAAGCAGUUACAGCUUAGUUUUCAGAGACCAAGAGAUUAAAAUAGAGUUGUACUUACUGUUUACUUGUAAAUGUUAUCUACUCUCCUGGAAUAUUUUGAGUUCUGGUUUUCACUUAACCAAUCAUUUUAAAUCGCUAUUGUGUAGCCACUGGUCACGCUGUGUGACACAGAAUCAGAGAAAGUAUUGAUAUUUAAUGGUGAUUUAAACUACCUCGUGGUUUCUGUGUGCACACACACGUAUCGAGUGUAUGGGUGGUUUUUAGGAAGAAUAUUAAGUAUAUGACUUUAAAAACCAUGGUCUUUAACCUGCCAAGCAAACGGACAGGGGUCAUGGCAAAAGCGAAUACCGCACCCUUUCUUCCGCAGGCAGUGUCAGCGUUCGGCAGCUGUGGACAAAGGCCUCUGCCCUCGGCCUGGGCAAGAGUUGUAAAUAACAAGUAUUUAUUAAGCACUUAGAAGCAGUUUUUCUCACUUAUUCCUGGCCCCAGUUCUAGAGUUCCUCUCUAUUGCUGUUGGUGAAAGUUUGGGGAUCGGGGUAUACCUCAGAGGUUCAGUAACUCACCUGGAGUCCCGCCUUGAACACAGCUGGACCCAGAGCCACUCAGGCGCACGCACAGAGCACAUCGCGUGCUGCAGAGGAAGCGGCCCGGGAGGGCCUGCAGUCCAGGUAGCUGUAGAGCUGCUGGAAGCUGGGGCGAUGCUCUCCCUGCUUUCCCGUAGAUACCUCAGGUCCUGUCUGCCUGUUGUCACCCAGUUCAUAUGCUCGCCUGUGAUGGAAUCUGAACGUCGGCCCCAGGAUCUGUGCUUUUUUUCACUUUGCCACACCGUCUAAGGUGGCUUUGAACUGGAACCCAAGUGCAAAUAAAGGUUGGUAUUCGCUCCUGA
This is a messenger RNA of Saimiri boliviensis boliviensis (Bolivian squirrel monkey), 2707 nucleotides long. RefSeq names its product hyaluronan binding protein 4 (gene HABP4). The record is from RefSeq and is a predicted model, not a curated record. Gene Ontology annotation, cellular component: cytoplasm; nucleus. NCBI's taxonomy places the organism in Eukaryota, Metazoa, Chordata, Mammalia, Primates, Cebidae. Gene Ontology annotation, biological process: positive regulation of translational initiation; positive regulation of RNA splicing. Gene Ontology annotation, molecular function: RNA binding.